Molecule: messenger RNA, 2472 nt
Organism: Teleopsis dalmanni
Lineage: Eukaryota; Metazoa; Arthropoda; Insecta; Diptera; Diopsidae
Exons: 3
Coding region: 1-2472 (823 amino acids)
Molecular function (GO): nucleic acid binding
Source: RefSeq, a predicted model, not a curated record
AUGCGAGAGUAUAUCAAGCUGGGUCACAUGAAGGAAGUUAAUGAGAAACCAAAGACAAAGGUAUAUUAUUUGCCGCAUCAUGCAGUUAUUAAAGAAGACAGCACGACAACAAAACUUCGAGUGGUGUUUGAUGCGUCCGCAAAAACGACAUCAGGACAAUCACUGAACAGUAUUAUGAUGACAGGUCCUACAUUACAAAAGGAUUUAUUCAUUCUAUUAUUGCAGUUGAGAAUGUUUAAAAUAGUUUUUACGGCUGACAUUGAAAAAAUGUAUCGGCAAAUACUGAUUCAUCAUGAUGAUAGAGAUCUUCAACGAAUUUUAUGGAGAAACGAUCAGAAAAAACCAAUAAAAGAAUACAAAUUGAACACGAUUACAUAUGGUACUGCAUCAGCACCAUAUCUUGCCAUCAAGACGUUGUUUAAGCUAGCAGAAGACGAGAGAAUUAAUUAUCCUUUGGCAAGUGAAACCUUAAAUGAAAAAUUUUAUGUAGACGAUUGUUUGGGAGGCGCUAAUACGAUUAAAGAGUGUAAACAAGUACAAGAAGAAUUAAUCCAAUUAUUGCGGAAGGGAGGUUUUAAUUUAAGAAAAUGGGCAUCAAACGAACCGGAAAUGUUGACGAAUAUCCAGAUAAAAGACAUUGAACCAGGGUUAGAGAUGCAAUUUAACAACGACCAAGCGAUUAAAAUUUUAGGAAUAAAAUGGUGUCCUAAAUUGGAUCAAUUUGAAUUUAAAAUAAAUACCACGUCAUUCAGCUCAAAAUACACAAAAAGAGCAAUUCUAAGUGAUGCUGGAAAACUAUUCGAUCCAUUUGGUUGGUUGUCACCUGUAACCAUUAAAGCAAAAAUUAUGAUACAAAAAUUGUGGAUGCUAGGAAUUAGUUGGGAUACAGAGAUCCCACCCAAUCUACAGGCACAAUGGGAAGAAUUUAAAUUGAGAUUACCUGCAGUUCAGAAGAUAACCAUGAAAAGAUGGACACAACAUUCAGAGAAUAGUUUAAUCGAGUUACAUGGAUUUGCAGAUGCAUCAGAAGCAGGAUAUACUGCAGUUGUAUAUACAAAGGUUAUCAAUGCAGAAAAGGUUACAAUAUCCCUAGUAGCAUCAAAAACCAAAGUUGCGCCUAUUAAGCAGGUAUCAUUAGCCCGAUUGGAGUUAUGCGCAGCUGUGCUAUUGAUAAAAUGGACUACGUUUGUAGCAAACAGAGUAUCGUAUAUUCAGGAUACGUUUAAGGGGCAAUUUAGAUUUGUUCCAGGAAAAGAUAAUCCAGCAGAUAUUUCAUCAAGGGGAGUAUAUGGUGACAAUCUUAUUUCAAAUAUAUUAUGGUGGCAUGGUCCAAACUGGCUAAUAAAAGAUGAAGGAAAUUGGCCAGAAAAUGAUGAAGUAAUAGAUUUGAAUCUUAUUCCGGAAACCAGAAAAACUGCAGUAUGUACCGUCGUGGACGUUACCAAAGAUGAAAAUAUUAUUAAUCGAUUUUCUUCAUUAAAGAAACUUCUUCGAGUGACAGCUUAUUGUCUUAGAUUCGUUUAUAAUUGUCAUAAAAAGAAAUCCGAAAGAAAGAUCGACAAUCUGUCGGCAGACGAUAUCGAUGCAGCAGAAAUUGUGUUGGUGAAGCAGGCACAAAAAUGUUUUUCAGAUGACAUCAGACGGCUUAAUCUUCAGAAACAAUUAAUGAAAAGUAAUAAGUUGUGUUCAUUAAACCCAUUUGUUGACAGUGCAGGAGUACGAAGAGUGGGCAGCAGAUUAAGAAAUGCAGAUUUAUCUGACAACCAAAAGUAUCCAAUAAUUUUACAUACAACGAGUACUUUGGCCAAGCUCAUAAUCAAUCAGGCGCAUAUUAAUACGAUUCAUGGAGGAUUAAAACUGACGCUUAACUACGUUCGGGAAAAAUUUUGGAUUAUUCGUGGAACAAUCGCUGUGAAAGCUUGCAUCAAUAAAUGUUUAAAAUGUUUUCGAAUAAAGGCAAAAGGACAAUCUCAAUUAAUGGGAAGUUUACCAACACCAAGAAAGAUUCAAAUAGAGAAUCAUCUAGCUGAAACAGGUAUACGUUGGUAUUUCAUCCCUCCUGGCUCACCUCACUUUGGUGGUCUCUGGGAAUCGGGAGUAAAAUCCAUUAAAUAUCAUCUAGCUAGAAUUAUAGGUGACCAAAAAUUGAUAUACGAGGAAUUGAGUACGGUCUUAAUUCAAAUCGAAUGUUGUCUUAAUUCACGGCCACUCUGUCCAUUAACAGACAACAUUGAAGAUCUUAAUGCACUUACACCAGGACAUUUCAUUGUGGGAUCGUCAUUAAUGACUCCAGCUCAUGAUAGUCUUAUUAACUUUACAGAAACUAGCCUAAAAAGAUGGAAGAUUGUGCAGAAAAUAAAGCAAGACUUUUGUAAACGGUUGUUCCAAGACUAUAUAAGAAAUAUUCAACAACAGAGAUACAAAUGGACAAAAUCCAUACCAAAUUUAGAAGUUGGUCAACUAGCAUAUUGA